GUGGUACCAGACCCACCAGGACUUACACCAUGGCUCUGGCGGCUCUCCUGCUGGUUUCGGUGGCAGCGGCCACUACGCAGGCCCUAUGUCCGCACGAGGCCACCGACCUCCUGCCAUGGAGUGCGGCAGCCUCCUGGGACGGCCAGGCGGUGCCUUCCGGCGGUGACAUCACGAUCGACAGACCUAUUUUGUUGGACGUCAGCUCUGCUCCGAUGGGGACGAUUACCAUCACCGCCGGUGGACGCCUCGUCUUCGACGCCACCUCCCCCACGACGCUGACGCUGAGCGCCAACAUGGUGGAGCUCACCGGCGGAGAAUUCUGGAUCGGCUCGGAGGACUGUCCGUACACCGGAGACGCCGAGGUUCUUCUCACCGGCACACGCGACGAGAGCGAGGGCGCCCCCGGCGUGCAGAAGGCCGUCCUCGUUCGUGAGGGUGUCUUGGAAGUACACGGCCAGCCCAAGCUGUCUUGGACCAGUCUUACAGCAACGGUUCCCAAGACGUCGCGCCAAGACAUUGCCGGCAACGCGAUUCACAGCGCCCUUGACAGCGAUAAUCUGAGAGGAAACGGAAUUUUCAUGUUCGAAUUUGACAGCUCUGGCAAAAGCGUUCGCAACUGGCGGCGAGUGACGAAUCCCUCAAAGUUCACUGGUCGAAAAGGAAACGUUGGAAGCAUCAUCACAGUUGUCGUGAAGGAGAGAGCCAAUUUCGGGACAAACUUCCCACCGUCGGAAAUAGCGGCAGCAUUCGAAGAUCUCUGCUAUGACGGACAGCGAACCAGCGCCUUGAGUAGCAUGGCGAACAACGAGCUGACGGCGUUCGCGGCCAUCUGCCACAUCGGCUUCCCGGAGAACAGCGUGGAAGCGGCGGGCACCGUCAGCAACGACCGUUCCCAGACGGGACUGCUGGUGCAGCGGAUCGGCGACGUCGAGUUCGCCGCCAUGUCUGUGGUCUCCCUGGUCGGACUGCGAACAGCUCAUCAUGUCGAGAUGAUUUCUUAUCCAUCUGGCAGCGUUCCGUCCCUGGAGAGGACACUUACGCUGGCUGAUCCUGUCACUAGCUGGAGCGCGGGCGAUCGCAUCGUACUAGCCUCGACCGACUACGAUCACAGCCAGUCUGAAGAGUUCGAGAUCCUGCAGUGCGAUACUUGCACUGAGAAUCAGGUGAAGGUUCUCGGCCCGGUUUGGUAUACCCACUGGGGUGAGGUAACCGAUGGUGUUGAAAUGCAGGCUGAGGUAGGAAUGCUCACACGCAACGUCCGCUUCCAUGGCCAGAUGGAGGACUCUUGCUACGGAGGCAACCAAUGUGAUAUCUUUGACUACGACACGUUCGGGGGACAGAUCAAAAUGCUAAGGAAUUUCAAUGCCGCCAGGAUUGAGAACGCCGAGUUUUACCACAUGGGCCAGCAAUCUGUCUUGGGAUCCUACCCGAUUCACUUCCACAUGUGUCUGGAUACGUCUGAGAAGGACGUCUAUAUUCGCGGGAACUCCAUUCACCAUACUUUCUCCCGCUGUCUGACCAUUCAUGGUACACAUAAUGUAACCGUGCAUGACAACGUUGCUUAUCAUCACAUGGGCCACUGCUUCUUCCUGGAGGAUGGUGGAGAGCAGCACAACGAGUUCGUCGGUAAUCUGGGUCUCGGCACCAGAGCUGGCACUCUGCUCCCUACCGACAGGGUCAAUGCCGUGAGCACUUUCUGGAUCACAAAUCCCGACAACACGCUGAUAAACAACCGUGCUGCCGGCUCUGAGGGCAUGGGCAUCUGGAUUCUGAUGCCGUUCUUCCCGACAGGACCUUCAGCCAACGUAGAUAUGGGCCUGUUGGAAAGCCAGACGCUCCGUACUCUGGUUCCGGCUUUCCAGGGUAACCGGGCUCACUCCAACCGCAAGUUUGGCUUCCGUCUAGACGAUAUUUUGCUAGAUGAUGGCACCGUCCAACCGGCGAGCUACAAGCCACUGGUGGACCCCAGUGACCCAAGAAGCGAGCCGGCUUUCCUUCAUCUGGACGAUUUUGUCGGCUACAAGAACUCUGAGGCAGUCUGGAUUAAGUCUUUCUGGACGCUGUGCACAAACUUCCGUCUAGCCGAGAACACCAUCGGCCUCAUAUUUGCUUCCUCUCAACCAGCUAACCCCGGUCUUCAUUAUGAGAUGCUUGCCAACUCUCGUGUGGUGGGCAACACGGACAACAAAGGUGAGCCAGAGGGCAACUUCACAGUGAGUUCCGGAGAGGUUGUGGAAUUCGAUCGCUCACUACCAAUAAUAGGUAAACGCGAUGCCCAGCUCGGCGUGGCGUUCUAUCGUGGUCCUGUUCACGUAAUCAAUACCUCGUUCUCUGGAUUCACCAGCAAUCCGCUGCGUAACGCAGGAGCGAUCAGCAAGAAACCUUCAAAUCCGUACAUCUCAUCGCCCAUCGCCAGCGUCCGCAAUGUGACAUUUGACUUCGCUGACCCCGCGGAAGGCUCUCGCUUCUUUGACGGCGAUGGAACCGUCUUUGGCUUCGAAGAGCGAGACGGCAACCGCCACAACAUCGUGCUCGACGUCGACGGCUCCCUGACGACCGUGGCCGGUACCAGCAUCGUACGACCGAUCCCCAUGCUGAUGAACGCCCGCUGCGUGCUGAUGCCCACCUGGGGCCCGGGCGCGGCACUCUGCCCCGAUCGGUUCUCACGGCUUCAGCUCUCGGCCAAUCUCAUUCCGUCCUUCAUGACCCGCAACGACCUGAUGUCGUCGGAGGUGGAGACGCCGCUCGCUGAGCAGCAGACCAGCUACUCGCUCAACACACGCGAGUCGUACAUCCUGCACUUCAACACCACCGUGCCGCAGCAGUUCAGGAUCGCGCCGCUGGGUCUGGAGCAGGGUCUGCAGCAGGUGGUUGGCGUCUGCGUCGGCGUUGACCAGGCGUUUGUCGUGAGACCCAACACCUACACGGCGGCCCUCAGCAAGGAGGAGGUCCUGGCCGACGACAACAACACCAAGUACUUCUACGACGUCGAUGCAGGAAUCGUCACAUUCAGGUUCACGCACCCGUACCCCCGUGGAGAGAGCACACUGGCCCACUGCCCUGGAGUGCUGGACGAAGAUCUGAACGGCGUGUGCGGGCCGCGGGUCAGAAUCGUCCUGACUGCUUCCAACGAUGACGGCGACUGUCGCCAGAGAGCCUACCCGGCCUACCAGACACCUCCCGUGACGGCUGAAGGGGCCCUCACCGUGCCCGUGUUCCAGUAAAGCCUAACCAGACGCCACACAUGUCGGCCCUGUGACGAUGUUCCAAUACAUUGGAUUUGUCUGAUGCCACCCAUCGGUAGAAUACAUGGUCACAUGAACUUUCGGAGAUUGGCUGAUAUUGUUUGGAUUUUUGUUUUGGCUAAAAUGGUAAUUUAUGUAAUAUUUGAGGCUAGGUCUACAUCAUUUGGGCUUACGAGCAUUUUGCAAAAUCAUUAAGGGGCGUUUGAACCGGUUUUAGACAUUUAAUUAUGGUCGUGUAGUUCAAUAACAAAUUUUUGACGUCAGAAAUAGGUAUGCAUGCAUUUUUGACUGUUUUAAUUGUAUUUUAAGUCCAAAACAUGUUUUGAUUUUGAUUUUGUCGGAAAACGGUUGUAGGUACUAUACUGCUUGCAUAAUGCAUAUGUCCAAUAAAUAUUUUUCAAGGU
This is a messenger RNA of Amphibalanus amphitrite, 3649 nucleotides long. RefSeq names its product cell migration-inducing and hyaluronan-binding protein-like. The record is from RefSeq and is a predicted model, not a curated record. The transcript has 3 exons. Lineage: Eukaryota; Metazoa; Arthropoda; Thecostraca; Balanomorpha; Balanidae. The coding region runs from base 30 to 3224 and encodes 1064 amino acids.